This is a messenger RNA of Panicum virgatum (switchgrass), 1277 nucleotides long. Its product is annotated as oil body-associated protein 2B. Bases 97 to 846 code for a protein of 249 amino acids. The record is from RefSeq and is a predicted model, not a curated record. NCBI's taxonomy places the organism in Eukaryota, Viridiplantae, Streptophyta, Magnoliopsida, Poales, Poaceae. The transcript has 2 exons.
CACGCGCCGCGGCACGCGUCAGACACCUGGCUGAGCCGCGGCGAUAAAUCCACGCACGGUCGGUCACGCUCACGCACCGUCUCGUGCGAUCUGAAGAUGUCCUCUAGCGAUCAGAUCCCGGCCGCCACGCCGGCGUCGGGCGGCGCCGAGCCGGCGCCGCCGGGCAGGCUGACGGCGGUGUCGUCGCGGGUCCUGGACAUGGGCGCGCAGAUGGUGCAGGCGCUGAAGCCGGUGCAGCAGAUGAAGCUGCACGCGUGCAGCUUCGCGCUCUACGCCCACGACCUGCGCCGCCAGAUGGAGGUCCACCACUUCCUCUCCCGGCUCAACCAGGACGUCGUCCAGUGCGCCGUCUACGACUCCGACAAGCCCUCGGCCCGCCUCAUCGGCGUGGAGUACAUCGUGUCGGAGAGCAUCUUCGAGGGCCUGCCGGCGGAGGAGCAGAGGCUGUGGCACUCGCACGCGUACGAGGUGAAGGCCGGGCUGUGGACGGCCGUGGGCGUGCCGGAGGCGCUGCAGAGCUCGGAGAUGGCGAGCCUCGCCAGGACGUACGGCAAGUUCUGGUGCACGUGGCAGGUGGACCGCGGGGACGCGCUGCCGCUGGGCGCGCCGGCGCUGAUGGUGUCGCCGCAGGCCGCGGAGCCGGGGCGCGCGCGCGGCGACCUGGUGCGCCGCCGCGACGAGAGGUACGGGGUGGACAGCUCGGCGGGGGGGCUCAAGGCGGCCAGGGUGGAGAUGGGCGAGCCGGAGUGGAUCAACCCCAACGCCGACUACUGGCGGCAGCACGGCAAGGGCUUCGCGGUGGACGUCGUCCCGGCCGAGAUGAAGCGCCACGCGCCCUUCCCGUGAGCCGCCGCCGCCGCCGCCGCCGCGGGUUUGGGUGCGACGCGUGCUUGUACGAUCGAUGUGGUAGCGUGCGUCGGUGCGUGAACGGGAACUGAUGAGUACGGAGGCGGAUCGACGCGCCCGCGUGUCGGAGGAAUCUCUCCCGCUCCUGUUGUGCGAGUACUCCUGUUGUACACAGGUUGACUGGUUACUGGUACACCUGGUGUGAGUGUCACGGUGUUACCUCUUUAAUCCUUUGUGAAGCGCCGUAAUCCUGUCUUUCCUACACACUGAAAUGUUUAGACUCGGGAAUCGGCUCGACGCAUCUUUGACUAAGAGCGCUCAUGUGUUUAUUUUUUAUCACAGCUCGUGUAAAUUGAGGGGUGGGGUGUGGGGGGUGGGGAUUCCAUGAACGUUAGUCGUUACGUAAUUCCAUCCCGUUGUAUCAAAAAUCU